AUGGCGGUUGAAGACGAUUUCAGUUUCCCCACCGCUUUAGAGCCGUUCAAUCGCUGCGGCAUCGAUUCGCCGCCGCUCUGGCGCCUCUCUCCCACCGCAUCGCCUAUUUCUUACCGUCAAAAAACAGCCUCCAAUCGGAGUUUCAGAGACGAUCAGAAGAGCGAUCGGUUUGCGUCGGUGAGAUUCUCGGCGUCGUUACAGAGGAGGAGGAGAUUUUCGAGCGAUGCGGCGAUGGACGGCGAGGAGGAGGAGGAGGAGGUAGCGGCGGAGAAGAUGGAUGUGCUUUGGGAGAAUUUCAACGAGGAGUUGUCGAGGAGUGGGAGAUCUAGGUUGAUGAAAACGGCGGAAAUGGAGGAGAUUGAGAUUGUGAAAGCGCGGCGGCGGAUGGCGGAAUUGAAUCUGUCGGAGACUUCCGGCGCGGUGGUGACGAGGAGGAAGGCGACGGGGAAGACGGCGUUUGUUAAGGCUUUGAAGAAGCUUUUCUUGUUGCAUAACAAUUCCCGCCGGAAUCUGCAAACUCGAUCACUGUGA
Molecule: messenger RNA, 531 nt
Organism: Cucurbita pepo subsp. pepo (vegetable marrow)
Lineage: Eukaryota; Viridiplantae; Streptophyta; Magnoliopsida; Cucurbitales; Cucurbitaceae
Source: RefSeq, a predicted model, not a curated record